Molecule: messenger RNA, 2631 nt
Organism: Myripristis murdjan (pinecone soldierfish)
Lineage: Eukaryota; Metazoa; Chordata; Actinopteri; Holocentriformes; Holocentridae
Product: mitochondrial coenzyme A transporter SLC25A42-like
Exons: 8
Coding region: 471-1457 (328 amino acids)
Biological process (GO): transmembrane transport
Cellular component (GO): mitochondrial inner membrane
Source: RefSeq, a predicted model, not a curated record
AGCGAGAUUCGCUCUUGGAUAUUGUAGUCCAAAACACAAGUAUAUUAUACCCUCGGUAGGAUAAGCCCCUGGAAAGCCUAAAUAAUCUUGCGCGCAAAACCAACCAGCAAUUCUGCGGAGCAUUUCCACGCAGACGCUCUCUAAAAAUAGCCAGGCUUCUCUGUCGCAGCGUUGACACCUGCCUUUUCCAAUCACCUUGAAAGAAACGCCAGCAGAGAGGAAGACGUGCAGAGACACCACAGCGUGCUCCAAGAGAGACUGACCAGCCUCCAGUGUGCAAACAACAAAUGUGUGCAAGAAUCUGGGUUGACUGUUGAAUGACAAACAAACGCCAAGAGGAUUUCAUAGCGGAUCGUUGUCUCUUCACAACACUGAGGAAGUCCUGUUGCCCUCUGCAGUGGUUUCCUGUACGUGUUCAUCUGAAUCAGAGAGUGCCUGUCUGAGAGCCAGGGUAUCUGUCAAGGGCACACAUGGCCCACCGUGUGCAUGACCACCAGAGAGCUCUACCCGUACCCCAGGCCACAGUCCUGUCCCUGCCGCCCCCCAGCCCAGCAAAAGACUUCAGGCGGACAUGGACUGUGCUGGACUCACUGCUCUGUGGUGCGUUUGCUGGAGCUGUAGCCAAAACAGUUAUCGCUCCUCUGGAUCGAACUAAGAUCAUUUUCCAAGUGUCCUCAAACAGAUUUUCAGCCAAGGAGGCUUUCCGGCUCAUCUACUGCACUUACAUGAAGGAUGGGCUUCUCAGUCUGUGGAGGGGAAACUCUGCCACCAUGGUGCGGGUCAUCCCCUACGCUGCCAUCCAGUUCUGCUCCCAUGAGCAGUAUAAAGGAUUACUGGGCAGCUACUACGGCUUCCAGGGAAAAGCUCUGCCCCCUUUCCCCCGCUUCCUGGCCGGCUCGCUGGCUGGAACCACUGCCGCCAUGCUUACCUACCCCCUGGACAUGGUGCGCGCCAGGAUGGCCGUCACUGCCAGAGAAAUGUACAGCAACAUCAUGCAUGUCUUUGUGCGAAUCUCCCAAGAAGAGGGUGUGAGGACCCUUUACAGAGGUUUCACCCCCACAGUCCUGGGAGUCAUUCCGUACGCAGGGAUCACAUUUUUCACCUAUGAGACCCUCAAGAAACUACAUACAGAAAAGACAAAGAGGUCCCAGCCAUACACGCACGAGCGUCUGGUCUUUGGUGCUUGCGCGGGCCUGAUCGGACAGUCGGCGUCGUACCCGCUGGAUGUGGUUCGUCGACGCAUGCAGACAGCCGGCGUUUACGGCUCAGGCUACAGCACAAUUCUGGGCACCAUGCGUGAGAUCGUGACACAGGAGGGAGUCGUGCGUGGAUUAUACAAAGGCCUGAGCAUGAACUGGGUUAAAGGGCCCAUCGCCGUGGGGGUGAGCUUCACCACGUUUGACCUUACACACAACCUCCUGCACAAAUUGCACCAGAUGGGCUACUUCACCCACUGAAUCCACAUGGGCGAGAAGGGCAGCAGCAAGCACCGACCACGCUGCCGUGAGGGAGGCGGUGAAGUCGGUCACAGAGAGACUUUGAAUGUAUGGCAGUAAUAAUCAGUAAUAACUCCACUCACUACACUGCCUUGUUGCACUCUUGUUUUCACCUCAGUGAAUAUCUCUGUCUCUUUGUGUGUGAGUGUGUGUGUGUGUGUGGACAGUGGAAGAGGAGAUCUAGUCUGUCCACAUAUACUAAGUAUCUAAAACUUUGGUGAAUGCACAGUCUGGGGUCAGUUGUCCCUAGAAGACAACGGCAGUUCAGAGCAAUGGCAGGAAAUAAGCGGCUUCAAAUCAAUUGUUCAGCGACAUUUAUGUAAUAUUUGUUCUGAAAUCGUGGCACCAUCACAGUGAUGAGAGUGAAUAACUGGAAGUGUGUGGAUAAGGAAAAUGCUUGCUCCAUAAUACAUGCAUGUGGACGAGUGUUAAUACAAUACACACAAUUUUUGUCUUUAAUGUUCUUUUAGCCAUCUCAGCAAAGUGAUUUUUAUUGCUUUGAAAGUUUUUUUUUUUUUAAUUUGAUUUUUGAUGGAAGUUUUAUUGUUUCUUGAAUCAUAUAUCGCUGCUUUCUUUUCUUCUUGAUUAUUUCAAGUAGCCUGAACGUGUUGGGAAAUGCCUUUUGGUUAAAUCUAGCUCAUCUGCUCUGAAUCAGACUUAGUGUUUUCACGAGCGUUAUGUGUCACAUGAUAACCCACAUGGUCAGAAGGGGGAUUACGCAAUGGUUUUUAUUUCAAUUCUACAUUUUAUUGAGGUGCCAAGGUGGAAUGACUGAAGAUGAUGGGAUGGAUGAUUGUGGGCCAGGGAUCAUGUCAGCAGGACUGCAUAGUCUCAAGUUUCUAUAAAUAAAUAUUUCAGAUUAAAAUAUGUAUAUAUUAUCAAAGAUAUUUCUAUUUCUUCCCCAAUGUUGUACAGAUUCUGUAUGUGAUAUUAAUUGCUUUUGCCCGAUAGAUGCCGUUGAAAAAUUUUGACAUGCCAAAGCACCAAUCUUUAUGACUAAUACUUCUAUGUGUGAUAAUGAGCAGUCAUACAUUUCAUUGCUAAUAUGCAGUAUUUCCAAAGAUCUAUGAGUUUACUGCUGUUUCAAGCAAAAAUCCAUUCUUGGAAUAAUAAAGGUGUCUUACCACUAAGCUGA